UAAAGAUAUGGAUAUGGUUGUUUCAAGUGCGACUGGUUUGAAAUUUGCAGGCCAACAAGCUGUAAUGGAACGAUUAUGCACCAAAAAACAUUGSUCUGUUUCAGCAACUGGAUCCAGUGUUUUAAAAUCGCACAGCGUGAACACAUUGCAGUAUGGAAUGACAUUAAUACUAACUGCAAUAAAAAUGAAACAUGCUUCUAAUCGACUUGAUUUUAAAGAAGCUGAGAAAUCGUUAAGAGURAAAGGCGUUAAGUCUUCACCGAGUACAAAGACUGGUACAUCAAAACACCCAAAGCCUCAAGGAUUUAGCCAAUUAGACGUAAAUAUACAUUUGAAGCCAAGRCGAAGUUUAGAAUCUUCAAUUCAGAAAGAAGCACCGUUUAUGAAGUUACAGAAUAAYAGGYUAACAAGAGAUSUGAAACCACAGGCAAUUAACUUUUCAAUUGCAGAUGGAAAUGRCACUUCGGCUAUAAUGAAAAAAGAAGAAAAAUCGACCCCCCAAACACAGGAUAUGGAGCCAAGCACUCCAUAUUUGCAAACAGAAAAAAUCCAGAUGAACACUGCUUUUCCCGUGAAAACCUCUUUUACAAAUCGAUCUACAAAUACCACAUCGUCUACCGACAGAUGGGCCGCAUUCAUUAUUGGUGUUGAUUAUGUACUCGGGUUUUAUUCCGUGGUAGCGUUCAUAGGAUGCUUGGGAAAUAUCUAUGUAUUAUUCGACGCUUUUAAAGCUUUGCGGAGACUCCACACAAACGAAAUCUUCCUAAUUCAGCUUUGUAUUAUCAAUAUUUUAAUUUUAUUGACAUUGACUACUAUGGUUAUUUUCAUGAAGAUUGGAUUUCACUUUACUUGUCACGUGAUCUUCAGCUUGACGUCAGUGUACUUAUAUGGAAAGGUAUACACUUUGACUACGAUAUCGAUCCAGCAGUACCAUGCCAUCGUGUUCCCAUUCAAACCGAAGCCAUCUUUAAGAGCACUGAUGUCCAUUACAAUUAUGAUUUGCGUCGUUUCCAUUUCGCUUUCACUUCCGGUUAUCAUAUACCAMGAAUUACUUCCAAGACCUUGUACCUCCUUCAAAAUGGAAAUUCUAYACUUGCGAAGAUUAUACUACACUUUAACUGCAUUAUUCCAGUACAUACUUCCCUUGCUUAUAAUUGCCAUUCACUACGCAAAACUUGCACUGUUCUUGAAGAGAUCGAGAAUCGAAAUCGAAAGACACGUCGAUGACCAAAGACAAUUCCAAAGUCCUCGAAAACGGAGGGACAGACGGGUUGUCAUGGUGAUGGUUACCAUAGUGAUAACAUUUGCUAUAUGCUUACUUCCUCAGCAUAUUCAAUUCUUCAUAAUCGAGUUUAUUACCAACGGUACUUUGUACAACGGCAUGGCGGUGUACAGCUACUUCCCAAUCCUCCUGAAGGCGUGUAUUGACACGGUCGUAUAUGGCGCGAUAGGAAGGAAACUGARAACGAGAUGUUGCUGUUCUAAAUCUAAUACAGGAAGCAUUGGUCCGAGGAACACUUAAAGACACAGUUACACGGAC
Messenger RNA from Exaiptasia diaphana, 1540 nucleotides. RefSeq names its product neuropeptide Y receptor type 6-like. Gene Ontology annotation, molecular function: G protein-coupled receptor activity. Bases 8 to 1522 code for a protein of 504 amino acids. The record is from RefSeq and is a predicted model, not a curated record. Lineage: Eukaryota; Metazoa; Cnidaria; Anthozoa; Actiniaria; Aiptasiidae. Gene Ontology annotation, cellular component: membrane. Gene Ontology annotation, biological process: G protein-coupled receptor signaling pathway. The transcript has a single exon.